UCGAGUUCAUUGUGGGAGUCGGACGGAGGCUGGUGGAAAGAGAGAGAGAUAGAGAGAGAGAGAGAGAGAGGGAUCAUAAUAGAGGGAUCUGCAGGUCGGGACAUCUGUGUGCGCACUUGAACUUUAAUGUGAAUUGACACCCAGGCUUUAGGGAGUAUACCAGCCCAAAGAGGAACGAGUGUGGUGAGAUGGAGGAUGGGAAGCCGGUGUGGGCGCCUCACCCUACUGACGGGUUCCAGCUGGGCACCAUUGUGGACAUUGGUGCUGACAGUCUGACCAUCGAACCCCUCAAGGAAAAGGGCAAGACGUUUCUCGCUUCUGUCAGCCAAGUGUUUCCGGCUGAGGACGACAUCAACAAACAUGUCGAGGACAACUGCUCAUUGAUGUACUUGAAUGAGGCUACACUUCUGAACAACAUCCGUGUGCGCUACAGUAAAGAUAAAAUUUAUACGUAUGUAGCCAACAUUCUGAUAGCGGUGAAUCCCUACUAUGACAUCCCGAAGCUCUAUUCGCCCGACACCAUCCAGCAGUACCGGGGCCGAUCUCUGGGGACGCUCCCACCGCACGUGUACGCCAUCGCUGAUAAAGCCUACCGUGACAUGAAGGUGCUGAAGAUGAGUCAGUCGAUCAUUGUCUCUGGCGAAUCAGGUGCUGGAAAGACCGAAAACACAAAGUUUAUACUUCGGUAUUUAACAAUGUCAUAUGGGACGGGCCAAGACAUCGAUGAGAGGAUAGUUGAAGCAAAUCCUCUGUUGGAGGCGUUCGGGAACGCUAAAACAGUCCGCAACAACAACAGCAGCCGCUUUGGCAAGUUUGUGGAGAUUCAUUUUAACGGAAAGAACGCGGUGGUCGGAGGUUUCGUGUCUCACUACCUUCUGGAGAAAUCACGUAUCUGCACACAGGGUCAGGACGAGAGGAACUACCACGUCUUCUACAGGCUAUGUGCCGGAGCACCAGAGGACAUCCGCGAGAAAUUCCACCUGUCCUCUCCAAACUCCUUUAGGUACCUAAACCGAGGAUGUACACGCUACUUCGCUACGAAGGACACGGACCAGAAGAUCUUACAGAACCGCAAGAGCCCAGAGCACCUGAAGGCAGGCCCUCUGAAGGACCCACUGCUGGAUGACAAUGGCGAUUUUAACCGCAUGGUGGUGGCCAUGAAGAAGAUUGGCCUAGACGACGCUGAGAAGCUGGAUCUGUUCAGGGUGGUGGCUGGAGUCCUCCACCUCGGCAACAUUGACUUUGAGGAAGCGGGCAGCACUUCAGGAGGCUGUAACUUAAAGAGGCAGUCGAGUCAGGCUCUGCAGCACUGUGCCGAGCUCCUGGGGUUGGAUGAAGAAGAUCUACGAGUCAGUCUCACCACCAGAGUUAUGCUCACAACAGCAGGAGGCGCUAAAGACACUUCUAUCAAGGUUCCUCUGAAAGUGGAGCAGGCGAAUAACGCGCGAGACGCUUUAGCCAAGGCCGUUUACAGCCGUCUGUUCGAUCACGUGGUCACCCGAGUCAAUCAGUGCUUCCCCUUUGAAUCCUCGGCUAAUUUUAUCGGCGUGCUGGACAUUGCCGGCUUCGAAUAUUUUGAGCACAACAGUUUCGAGCAGUUCUGCAUCAACUACUGUAAUGAGAAGCUGCAGCAGUUCUUCAAUGAGCGCAUCCUCAAAGAGGAGCAGGAGCUGUAUCAGAAAGAGGGACUGGGAGUGAAUGAGGUGAAAUACGUUGACAAUCAAGACUGUAUAGACCUGGUAGAGUCAAAGCUAGUGGGCAUCUUGGACAUUUUGGAUGAAGAAAACCGUCUACCUCAGCCAAGCGAUCAGCACUUUACUGAAACUGUCCACAGCAAGCACAAAAACCACUUCCGUUUAAGUGUUCCCAGGAAGUCGAAGCUUACAGUGCACAGGAACGUGAGGGAUGAUGAAGGGUUCAUCAUCAGACAUUUUGCAGGAGCUGUGUGUUAUGAGACGAGCAAGUUUGUGGAGAAGAACAAUGACGCUCUGCACAUGUCCUUGGGGAGUCUCAUUAGCGAGUCAAAGGAUCGGUUUAUCCGCGAGCUCUUUGAGAACUCCAACAGCUCCAAAGACGUCAAGCAGAAAGCGGGCAAGCUCAGCUUCAUCAGCGUGGGCAACAAAUUCAAGACCCAGCUGAACAUCCUGCUAGACAAGCUCCGCAGCACGGGCUCCGGUUUUAUCCGCUGUGUGAAGCCCAACUUGAAGAUGGUGAGCCACCGGUUUGAAGGCUCGCAGAUCCUGUCACAGCUCCAGUGUUCAGGGAUGGUGUCAGUUCUGGACCUGAUGCAGGGUGGCUUCCCUUCCCGCGCUCCCUUCCACGAGCUCUACAACAUGUACAAGCAGUACAUGCCUCCCAAACUCACCCGGCUGGACCCCCGGCUUUUCUGCAAGGCUCUGUUCAAAGCUUUGGGCCUGAAUGAAAAGGACUACAAGUUUGGACUUACACGAGUCUUCUUCAGACCUGGAAAGUUUGCCGAGUUUGACCAGAUAAUGAAGUCGGAUCCGGAUCAUCUGGCUGAACUGGUGAAACGGGUCAACAAGUGGCUCAUCCGCAGCCGCUGGAAGAAGGUGCAGUGGUGUGCUCUGUCCGUCAUCAAACUGAAGAAUAAGAUGCUAUAUCGGGCCAAUGCCUGCGUUAAGAUGCAGAAGACCGUGCGCAUGUGGCUGUGCAAGAGAAAACACAAACCUCGCAUCGAUGGCUUGGUGAAGCUGCGCAGCCUGAAGAAGAGGAUCGCCAUGCUCAACGAGGUUGUGACCGGUCUCAAAGAGAGCAAACAGGAAAUGAGCAAACAGAUCCAGGACCUGGAUGCCUCCAUCGACACACUCAUGCGCAAGAUUAAGAGCACCAUGAUGAGCCGCAUAGACAUGGAUCACGAGCAUCAAGCGCUGGUGACGCGCUCCGAGCGCCUCCUCUGUGCCAUGCAGAAACAGAAGCAGGAGGAGGAGGAGCGUGAGAGACUGCGCCACAUCCAGGAAGAGAUGGAGAAAGAGAGGAAGAGGAGGGAGGAAGAGGAGAGACUCCGCAAACAAGCAGAGGAGGAGAGACGCCUGAAAGCAGAGAUGGAGUUGAAGAGGAAACAGGAAGAAGAGGAAAGGAAAAAGAGGGAGGAAGAGGAGAGAAGAUUGCAGGAGGAGAUGGAGCGGCAGAUACAGGCCGAGCGAGAGGAAGAGGCGGCCCGGCAGGCGGUACUGGAGCAGGAGAGGCGGGACCGAGAGCUGGCUCUGCGAAUCGCUCAGAGUGAGGCGGAGCUUAUUCCUGAGGACACGGGAGAUAGCGGACUGCGCAGUAAUGGCAGUGUCCCAUCAUCCCCCGAGAGAGCAACUGUUCCUGCACCACAAAACCUCAAGGGUUUGACCAUGGAAGAAAUGGCCCAGGAAAUGUCCGAGCUUCUGGCUAGAAGUCGGCAGGUGCAAGCCACGAAGGCUGCGGCCGGCACCAAGAAGCACGAUCUUAGCAAGUGGAAGUACGCAGAGCUCCGAGACGCCAUCAACACUUCCUGUGAUAUCGAGCUGUUGGCUGCAUGCCGAGAGGAGUUCCACCGCAGGCUGAAGGUCUACCAUGCCUGGAAAUCGAAGAACAAGAAACGCAACACCGAGGCCGAGCAGAGGACUCCCAAAUCCCUCACGGACUAUGGUUGUGCACGCCAUGUGAUAAAUGUGUCCCAGAACUACGUGGCGCCUCCAAUCCCGGCCCGGCAACAUGAGAUCCUGAUGAACCGGCAGCAACGCUACUUCCGCAUUCCCUUCAUCCGCCCCGGAGAUCAGUACAAAGACCCACAGAAUAAGAAGAAGGGGUGGUGGUACGCACACUUCGAUGGAUCCUGGAUCGCCAGGCAGAUGGAGCUGCACCCUGAUAAACAUCCCAUUCUGCUAGUGGCCGGCAAGGAUGAUAUGGAGAUGUGUGAGCUGAAUUUAGAAGAGACAGGUCUGACCCGUAAGCGUGGAGCGGAAAUCCUUGCCCGGCAAUUCGAGGAGAUCUGGGAGCGCUGCGGAGGAAUCCAGUAUCUGAGGAACGCUAUUGAGAGCCGACAGGCACGGCCCACCUACGCCACGGCCAUGCUGCAGAACUUGCUCAAGUAGACACACAUACAAUCACACACUCAGUCGGUCAACCAUUAAACCAUGGCCAUGCUGCAGAAACAGCUCGAGGAGACACACACACUCACACACACGCGCACACACACACACACACACACAUACUCACUUUAUCUUAACCAAUAAACCUCGAUCAUACUGCAAAAACUGCUCAAGCACACACACUUGAGCAGUACACACACUCACACAUGCAUACACACACAUGUAACCAGCCAAGCCAUGGCUGUGCCAGACCAUGCUCCAGCACACACACACACACACACACACAGUCUAGCGUCUAGGUAUUUUUCUAGUUUGAAGAGAAGAAUGCAGUUUCUCUCAUAGUCAGAAUUUAGAUAGUAAUUCACUUCAGACUCACUUCUGUUUCUCAGUUCACCAAUGAACUUGUUUUUAUUGACAUUUUGUCUUUUGCCCUCUAAAUUUUUGCCCUCUUAAUUAGUUCCCUUUUGCCUGUUUUGCUCUUUAAAUUUGUCACAUUAAUUUACAGUGAAUUUGGUGCAUUGUUAUGCUUUCACUCAUCCAUAACUGCAACUUUGAGGCCUUAAUAACUGCAAUUGGCAGGGUGAUUCCUUUUAAGACGCAUCUCAGUGUACCAUUUUGUAUAUUAUCUGAUAAAUAUUAAUAAGCAAGUGUUAAUAAUUCAGUCAUUCCUGUAGGGAUAUUCCAUUUUUGCAACUGUAUAGUUAUCACAGCUUCUUAAAAGUCUUAACUUCUUUAUAUUUAAAUGAAAAUAGCUUAAAUGAAGAAUUUCACCAACUGGCAGGAAAAAAAUUUGCACACAAUUACAAUAAUAGUUGUAAUGAUAACAAUAGUCUUUUAUUGUUUGUUAAUUAUUUUCAUGGUAACGAUAGGAUUUUGUCAGUUACUGUUUACACUCGAGUAAAAACCCUCGUCUGUAGUUCAGGUCUAAACUCUAAACGAUGCACUAUAUUUUUCUGAGCGAUUUUUCUAGCAUUCCUUAACCUGUAUUGUUAAGCUGUACCUGAUGAUCUUCCAGCUUCAACUGAAUGUACAGAAAUUUUUACACAAUUUUACACAAAGUCCUUAAAGAUGUAAAAUUGAGAACUAGAUUGUGUUUCACUGAAUAACUUUAAUCAUACUUGUUCUGUUGAAAUCGUUCCUGAAUUUUCAUUGUGCUACUCAAGAAGGAUUAACAUUAAUUUUGGAGGAAAAAGAACUAUAAUGAUGUUUCUAAAUUAUACAUUUUAUUUGUUGUCGAUGAAUGAAGUGUAAUGAAAUGUAUGCAAUACUUUAAUUAAGGAAUACAUUUUUUGAAACGAGUGUGGAGUUGUGUUUGCUCUGGUUUUGGUUGGACCAAAUACGUAUUCUAGCAAAUAACUAAUGUCUCUAAUGGGGGGAUGCAGCUUUUGUACAAAGCUAAACAUUAGGUUGGCUGAUGAGGAAACGAUGGUGUAUAACUGUUAGAAAAAGUAAUAAAUAACAGGAAUUAACUUCACAGAUGUUCUACAACAUCAAAUGUAAUAAUAAACAGACAAAAAAGUAUGUCAUUCUUUAAUUAAUGACAUACUUGUUGGCAAAUUCCUGUGGCAUAAGAGAAAUAAAACACUUUGGUUUGUGCUACAA
This is a messenger RNA of Pangasianodon hypophthalmus (striped catfish), 5681 nucleotides long. RefSeq names its product myosin VIa (gene myo6a). The transcript has 36 exons. Lineage: Eukaryota; Metazoa; Chordata; Actinopteri; Siluriformes; Pangasiidae. The coding region runs from base 189 to 4082 and encodes 1297 amino acids. Gene Ontology annotation, biological process: endocytosis; actin filament organization; vesicle transport along actin filament. The record is from RefSeq and is a predicted model, not a curated record. Gene Ontology annotation, cellular component: endocytic vesicle; ruffle; cytoplasm. Gene Ontology annotation, molecular function: ATP binding; actin filament binding; microfilament motor activity.